Messenger RNA from Mycena citricolor, 638 nucleotides. The record is from the annotation of a GenBank genome assembly. Lineage: Eukaryota; Fungi; Basidiomycota; Agaricomycetes; Agaricales; Mycenaceae.
GUCCUCUUCACUCUUCUCGCUCGCGUCCACGCCGCCAUGGUCGGCGACGCGACUGCGCUGCUCAGCUCAGGCGUGCACUUCGACUUUGUUGUCGUUGGCGGUGGAACGGCAGGCAACGUCGUUGCGAACCGCCUGAGCGAGAACCCCAAGUGGUCUGUGCUCCUCCUCGAAGCAGGGGGAUCGAAUGCGGAUGUGCUUGAGAUCACGGUUCCAUUCUACUGCACCCGAGCGAGUGCACUAGACACCCCACAGGUCUGGAACUACACAACCACAGCCCAGAGUGGACUCGGCGGUCGUGCGAUUGCCUAUCCUCGCGGGCAUGGCCUCGGUGGCUCGAGUGCAGUCAAUUACAUGGCCUACACCCGUGGAUCCCGGGAAGACUUUGAUCGCUUCGCGGCUGUCACCGGAGACAAGGGCUGGUCCUGGGACAGGCUCGUUCCAUACAUGCGGAAGAACGAGGAUUUCACGCGCCCGACGAAUCAGAGCAGCAGUGGGCACUAUGAUCCCUCGGUGCACGGUUACAAGGGCAUCAACUCCGUGUCCCUCGCUGGUUAUCCGUCUCCAAUUGACACCCGAGUCAUCCAGACCACGGCUCAACUGUCAGAAGAAUUUCCGUUCAACCGCGACAUGAACUCCGG